Molecule: messenger RNA, 2965 nt
Organism: Ornithodoros turicata
Lineage: Eukaryota; Metazoa; Arthropoda; Arachnida; Ixodida; Argasidae
Product: solute carrier organic anion transporter family member 74D-like
Exons: 10
Coding region: 262-2313 (683 amino acids)
Biological process (GO): transmembrane transport; sodium-independent organic anion transport
Cellular component (GO): plasma membrane
Source: RefSeq, a predicted model, not a curated record
GACGUCAACGGGAUCGAUAUGUGCCCCCAAUCUUGUCAGCUUGUAUUUGCUUUGAGAACAUCUUGCUGUCGAGACUGAACAUCGCCCCACCCGACCGUUGAUGUGUGACCAAUGCAGUAGGUGCUUCUUCCAGAAGAAGUCAUUUGCAGUGUGGUGAAACAGGAUAUCCCUAAAGGAACACUUCGGCCCCAAAUUCACCACCGAUAGCCAGUCUACGUUUUCCUUCAGGCGUCCCUGCUGCAUUGAGAUCUCAGCCUCAACAUGCCGUCCUCGUCAACCGCGAAGCGUCAAUCCACUAGCAGUAGGACCAGCAGCGCACCCCGAGGCCAACUGCUAUGGCUCCGCUUCUUUCACACACCAGCAUGUUACAUGAUCUGCUUCUCGGCCCUGGGCAUCCUCCAAGGCUGCUACUAUUCUUACCUCAUCGGCAUCAACACGACCUUAGAACGACGCUUCGCGUACAGGAGCCUUACAGCUGGUCUCAUCUUCUUCGCGGACAACUUUGGUCCCAUCGUACUGGGAGCCAUGAUCGGCAUGUACAGCUCCAAGCGACAUCGACCGCGCUGGGUGGGCGUGGCAGCCGUCCUUCUGGGCUUGUCCUGCAUCUUGGCAGCCAUGCCAUACUUCAUCUUCGGUAAGGCGGACGAGGCGUUCAGCAUGACGGACCCCACCGUCGAGUCCGACGUGAACCACUUCUGUCACGAUGGAACUGAGGACAGGUUGCACCGGGAGGAGAACUGUCUGAAGUCGAGGAAGAAAGAGACACUACCCGCAGUGUUGUUCCUCGUUAGCUGCAAUUUCUUGACCGGCAUCGGCACCGCUGUCUACUACUCGGCUGGCACGGCCUACUUGCAGGAUAUGGUAAAGAAGAAGAACUCUGCAAUGUACAUGGCCUUCCUGACGGUAGUACGAGGUCUUGGUCCCUGCUUGGGUUUUGUUUUCGCAGCGCUUAUCCUGGCAGUGUACGAAGAUCCUUUCUACGACCCCGGCUUCAAAGAUGAAGACCCCCGUUGGAUCGGAGCCUGGUGGUUGGGCUUCGCUAUCCUCGGUUUUCUGCAACUGCUCUUCGCCAUUCCACUUUUCUUCUUCCCCAGAAGGAUAGCCAAUGAGGACGAUCCAUUGGGCGAUGCGGAAGAACAGCCAAUGACCUUCAGAGAGGCCUUCGACGCGACGAAGCGUAUUGUACGAAAUCCUUUGCUGGUGUGUCAGACCUUCGCACACGUCUUCAAGUGGUUCGGCGUGCUUGGCUUCUGCACCUAUGUUCCAAAGUACAUCCAGGAACACUUUCAGCAAUCUCCGAGCACAGCGGCUUUGCUCAGUGGAACGUUUCCAAUCGCUUGCUCACUUGUGGCCACCUUGGCCGGGGGUUUCCUCAUCAAGUCCUUCAAGCCCUCGCCUCGCAUCUUGACAGCCGUCAUUUUCGUCACCGAGCUCAUCACGGCACUUAUCUUCGCCUCGCUCAUGGCGUUUAGUUGCCCCCAGCCUCAGCUCACAGAACGAGGGGUCCUCGAGUCCAGGCUGGACCUGGUGAACUCGUGCAACGUGAACUGUUCCUGCUCCGUGGAAGUCUUCCAACCAGUUUGCGAAGGAAAGACCACGUAUUUCUCGCCUUGUUUCGCCGGCUGUUACGCGAGAAAUAUCAACGGCACUGUGCAACACGGGUCCUACUACAACUGCAAGUGUGUGGACGCCUUCGACGACGAUGGCGUGGAGCGCCGUGCAACGGAUGGCUUUUGUCAAAGCGACUGCCCCUUCUUGGCGUUUUACAUCAUGCUGCUGUGCAUAGCCUACGGGUUUUCGUUCAGCACCAAGGCUGGACAGAUACUUAUACCACUCAGAUGCGUCGAAGAACGUGACAAGGCAUUUGCGCUUGGAUUUGCUGAGGGUGUUCUAGCACUUUUCUCCUUCCUCCCAUACCCCCUUGUCUACGGAUCCAUGGUGGACGCCAACUGUGUGGUCUGGGAAGAGAGCUGUGGAUACCAGGGCAACUGCUGGGCGUACGACAUGAAGAAGUUCAACUACUCCUUGCACGGCGUCACUUUCAUCUUGCUCAUGGUUGGAGUGGCACUCAACUUCGUCGUCUUUUUGCUGAGCGGAAGGAUUAAGAGCCUUUAUGGACGUGACAAGUCCUUAGCUGCUAGAACCAGGGGAGGCGACAGCGUACAGGGCAGUUCUACGCGAGGCUCCAGGAGGGGAUCCAUUCGGAAGCUGACGAGAAACGAAAUAUUUCACAUGGUCUCCACGGAAGAUCCCGAUGAGGAGUACGCUGAUACUUUGGAUGACCCGGAUUCUUCAAAAUCGCCCCAGUUCUGACGCUGUGUUGGCUGUGGGCAGCUUGUGUAUGCUGCCGUGCAGUGAGUUUUGUGAGGUUCCAGCAAGUACCGUGGCAGGGAGCAGGUCUGAGAUAGGCGGCAUUUCACGGGAAGCGUCGCCGACGUUGGUUGUUUAGUUCCGGAACUGACAUCUACGCGUUUGCAUAAUAUAUAUUAUAUUAACUGGUUCUUUUUGCCGGAUACUUAGGCUGUAGAGAGCUAUAAAUAUAGGCUCGUAGUUGCAAGGCACACGGCACACCACACAGCUCUUCCGUCCGUGGAGCUGUGUGGUGUGUCGUCAGACAUGUGCCGACUGACCCAAUCCGCCAUUUUAAGCACAUCUUGGCACACACUUCGUGGCACGGUACAAGAUGUUCAGAUACAUCGCCUUCCGCUUGGAAUGUGACUGAGAUUUCAGCGCGUUUGAUGUAGUGCUUGUGUAGGACGCUCCGACGUAACUCACGAUGGAACUCAUUUUCUGAUGUAAAAUCCUACAUAGUGGUCACGAUAAAGGUUUGACAUUCCAACCUUGUUUCGUGGUCAUAAAGGUUGAUGAGCUUCGGGUGAGAAAUUUUCAGUGUGGACAUUUUUAGCAGCAUAUGAGGCAACGACGUUGUAAAUAAACGAAAGCACAUUUCACGCAUAUCCCCAAA